AUGUCGCAGCAAUCAAUUAUUGCAACGGCCUCUGUCGCCGCAGUAGCGACGGGUCUUGUUGCCUACGCAAUCUACUUCGACCACCGCAGACGCACGCAGCCCGAGUUCCGUCGCGAUCUCCGGAGAAACGAGCGGCGGCAGGCCCGUGCCGAGAAGGAGCUCGCCCAGCAGGAGACCGUCAAGCAGCGCGAGGUGAUCAAGCUGGCUGUUGGGAUGGCCAAGGCUGAAGGCUUCCCGACAAGUGUGGAGGAGAAGGAGGCGUUCUUCCUGGACCAGGUGUCCAAGGGCGAGGCCCUGGGCAGCGAUCCUUCGCAAGCCGUUGAGUCAGCCCUCCACUUCUACAAGGCACUCAAAGUGUACCCGACGCCCGGCGACCUGAUUCGCAUCUACGACCAGACAGUGUCCAAGCCCAUCCUCGACGUCCUUGCCGAGAUGAUUGCCGUUGACUCCGAACUGAACAUCCGCGACAUGGCGCCGGCGAACCCGGCGGACCUUUUCCCCCCGACCGUCGGCCUCGAUUAA
Messenger RNA from Sporothrix brasiliensis 5110, 522 nucleotides. RefSeq names its product mitochondrial import receptor subunit tom-20. Gene Ontology annotation, biological process: tRNA import into mitochondrion; protein import into mitochondrial matrix; protein targeting. Bases 1 to 522 code for a protein of 173 amino acids. Gene Ontology annotation, molecular function: transmembrane protein transporter activity. Gene Ontology annotation, cellular component: mitochondrial outer membrane translocase complex; mitochondrial outer membrane. The record is from RefSeq and is a predicted model, not a curated record. The transcript has 4 exons. NCBI's taxonomy places the organism in Eukaryota, Fungi, Ascomycota, Sordariomycetes, Ophiostomatales, Ophiostomataceae.